ACGAAGACGGAGUGCUAUGAGAGCUACGUGCUCAUGCUUUCUUCACGAAGAAACAUGUAUGUUGUUCUUAAUGGCAGUUCCGUACAAUAAAUCAGUUCAUUUCCGAACUGUACUCUUUUCGUAGAAGCCAAUUCGAGUAAAACACUUGACUUUUUGUGUACUAUGUUUAAGAGGAUGGCUGAAUUUGGUCCAGAUUCGGGGGGUCGAGUGAAGGGAGUGACUAUCGUGAAACCCAUAGUGUUUGGAAACGUCGCACGCUAUUUUGGAAAGAAAAGAGAAGACGAUGGUCACACUCAUCAGUGGACAGUUUAUGUGAAGCCUUACAGAAAUGAGGAUAUGUCUGCUUAUGUCAAAAAAAUACAAUUCAAACUGCAUGAAAGUUACGGGAACCCUUUAAGAGUGGUUACGAAGCCUCCAUAUGAGAUUACUGAGACUGGAUGGGGAGAGUUUGAGAUCAUCAUAAAGAUCUUUUUCAUCGAUCCAAAUGAGAGACCGGUCACACUGUAUCACCUGCUGAAGCUCUUCCAGUCAGACUCCAGUGCCAUGCCGAAGAAGACCGUUGUGUCCGAGUUCUACGAUGAGAUGAUAUUUCAAGACCCUACAGCCAUGAUGCAACAGCUCCUGAACACCACCAGACAGCUGACUUUGGGGGCCUACAAACACGAGACAGAGUUUGCAGAGCUGGAGGUACGAACACGAGAAAAAGUGGAAGCGGCGAAGAAGAAGACAAGCCUGGAGAUUGCAGAGCUGAAGGAGCGACUGAAAGCCUCCAGAGAAAACAUCAACUUCCUGAAAGGAGAGAUACGCAGACUGGAAGAGGAGGACCAGAUGAAGGACCACUGAGGACUUCAGCAUCAUCACACAGCUGUGAACACUUACUGGGACUGAUCACUUCACAUUUCAGUAGAGAACAACUAUGUGUUGUGCAGUUUUAUGUCCAGAUCAGCAAAAUGUGUGAAAAUAUGAGACUACCUUUUGAGCUUCUGUAGUUAUCACAGACAUGUUUUGUAUAAAUAAACCUUUUUUUGUUGUUGUUGUUUUUUUACAAAUACAAAUAUUGUCUGAU
Puntigrus tetrazona (Sumatra barb) is the source of this 1066-nucleotide messenger RNA. RefSeq names its product YEATS domain containing 4 (gene yeats4). Gene Ontology annotation, biological process: regulation of DNA-templated transcription. The transcript is spliced from 7 exons. Lineage: Eukaryota; Metazoa; Chordata; Actinopteri; Cypriniformes; Cyprinidae. Bases 163 to 843 code for a protein of 226 amino acids. The record is from RefSeq and is a predicted model, not a curated record.